Haliaeetus leucocephalus (bald eagle) is the source of this 3372-nucleotide messenger RNA. RefSeq names its product MCF.2 cell line derived transforming sequence-like (gene MCF2L). Gene Ontology annotation, cellular component: extrinsic component of membrane; cytoplasm. Bases 1 to 3372 code for a protein of 1123 amino acids. Gene Ontology annotation, biological process: intracellular signal transduction; positive regulation of Rho protein signal transduction. Gene Ontology annotation, molecular function: guanyl-nucleotide exchange factor activity; protein binding. The record is from RefSeq and is a predicted model, not a curated record. Lineage: Eukaryota; Metazoa; Chordata; Aves; Accipitriformes; Accipitridae. The transcript is spliced from 30 exons.
AUGCAUGCUGCUUUUUUGGGCAAGCUGAUGAUAGAGCUGCGAGUCUUUUCCUUCCACUCAGAUGAAAUCAUGCAUCAGGAUAUCAUUCCCCUCUAUGCUGCGGAUAUUCAGGACCAGUUAAAGAAACAAUUUGCUUACCUGUCAGGUGGAAGAGGGGGAGAUGGAUGCCCUGUUAUCACCUUUCCAGACUAUCCAGCUUUCAGCGAGAUCCCCGAGAAGGAGUUCCAGAAUGUCCUGACCUACCUGACGAGCAUCCCAAGUUUACGAGAUGCUGGAAUUGGAUUUAUUCUUGUCAUAGAUCGCAGACAGGACAAAUGGACCUCCGUGAAAGCUUCCAUACUGCGGAUAGCAGCAUCUUUCCCGGGAAACCUGCAGCUAGUCCUCGUUCUGCGCCCAACAGGAUUUUUUCAUCGAGCUCUCUCGGACAUUGCUUUCAAAUUCAACAAAGAUGAGUUUAAAAUGAAAGUACCUAUCAUAAUGCUGGGCUCAGUAUCAGAACUGCAGGGUUACAUUGAUAAAACACAAUUAACAGAAGAUCUUGGUGGCACCCUGGAUUACUGCCAUAACAGAUGGCUGUCCCGUCGCACUGCUAUAGAAGGUUUCGCCCAAAAGGUUAAGCAAACAGCUCAGAUUCUUCAGUCCUUUGGGACUGAGCUGGCUGAAACAGAACUACCGAAUGAUGUGCAGUCAACCAGCUCCCUUCUUGCAACACACACAGAAAAGAAGGACAAAAUGAAGGAGGAUAUCAGGUUAGCAGUAAAACAGGGAGGUGAUAUCCGUGAAAGUAUUACAAAACCAGUUACUGAGAAUCCUGAAUACAAACUGAAUCAAGAUCAGCUAGACAAUCAAACAACGGUAGAAAGGCUUCUGGCUCAAUUACAUGAAACAGAGACUGCUUUUGAUGAGUUUUGGAUUAAGCAUCAGCAAAAACUUGAGCAAUGUCUGCGCCUUCGGAAUUUUGAACAGAAUUUCAGAGAGGUCAAAGCAGCUUUGGAUAUUGUGUCUGAGAGACUGUCUACUUUCACAGAUGUAGGAAACAGCUGUUCACAUGUGGAGCAUAUUUUGAAAGAUCUUGCCAACUUUGAAGAAAAAUCACGUGAAACUGUAGCAAAAGCCAGAAUGCUAGCCUCAGAGGGUGAUGCUUUUAUUCAAAGCAAUCAUUAUGCUGUGGAUUCCAUUAUUCCAAAAUGCAGUGAACUUCAUCAUCUCUGUGAUGCCUUCACUACUGAGACAGAACGGAGGAGGAAUCUUCUUAACAAAUCUCUAGAACUGCAUGGCUUACUAGAAAAGGCUCUGAAGUGGUGCGAUGAAGGAAUUUAUUUGCUGGCUUCGCAGCCGGUAGAUAAGUGUCAGUCUCAGGAUGGUGCAGAAUCAGCAUUACAGGAGAUCGAGAAAUUCCUGGACACUGGUGCAGGCAAUAAAAUCAAGGAGUUGAAUAAAAUUUACAGAGAGUAUGCACACAUCCUCAAUGAGGACCUAAAGGAGCAUGUGCAAAAGGUUUUUCAGAAGCAAGAAAGUAUGGAAGAAAUGUUUCAAAAGAGACAAGUAAGUCUUAAGAAACUGGCAGCUAAGCAGACACGUCCUGUUCAGCCAGUUGCACCAAGACCUGAAGCCUUUGUAAAAUCUCCUUGUACCUCUCCAGGUCUUCAAAGAGAAUACAUAUCCAACUCGGAAAGCAGUGCGCUUCGGAGAGUAAACUGCAGAAGAGGAAAGAGUGAAAUGACUGAACUCCAUCAAAGCAGAGGAGGAUCUACAAUGGAUGAUGAAGAAAACCUAGCUGUGUUACGGCAGCAUGUAAUGAAUGAACUUAUUGAGACUGAACGAGCAUAUGUGGAAGAACUUCUGUGUGUUCUUGAGGGUUAUGCUGCAGAGAUGGACAACCCCUUAAUGGCUCAUCUCAUUUCACCAGAACUCCAAAAUAAGAAGGAUAUCUUGUUUGGGAAUAUGGAAGAAAUUUAUCACUUUCACAACAGAAUAUUCUUGAGAGAACUAGAAAACUACGUAGAAUUCCCAGAACUAGUAGGACGGUGCUUUCUGGAUCAGAUGGAAGAUUUCCAGAUUUAUGAAAAAUACUGUCAAAAUAAACCUCGAUCUGAAAGUUUGUGGAGGCAGUUUUCAGAUUCUGUAUUCUUUCAGGAAUGUCAAAGGAAACUCGAUCACAAGCUCAGUUUGGACUCAUACUUGCUGAAACCCGUUCAAAGAAUAACCAAAUACCAAUUACUGCUAAAGGAAAUGCUGAAGUACAGUAAGAACUGUGAAGGUGCUGAAGAUCUUCAGGAGGCAUUAACUUCUAUAUUGGGUAUUCUCAAAGCCGUUAAUGAUUCUAUGCACCAGAUAGCCAUUACAGGCUAUGAUGGAAACCUGAAUGAGCUGGGCAAGCUUUUAAUGCAGGGAUCCUUCAAUGUCUGGACUGAUCAUAAAAAGGGUCACUCGAAGGUGAAGGAUUUGGCACGCUUCAAGCCAAUGCAGCGACACCUCUUCCUCCACGAGAAAGCAGUGCUGUUCUGUAAAAAGCGAGAAGAAAAUGGAGAGGGAUACGAGAAAGCGCCUUCUUAUAGCUACAAACACUCCUUAAAUAUGGCAGCAGUUGGAAUAACAGAAAAUGUCAAAGGUGAUGCAAAAAAAUUUGAAAUCUGGUAUAAUGCAAGGGAAGAAGUUUACAUUAUACAGGCACCAACCCCUGAAGUUAAAGCUACUUGGGUAAAUGAAAUAAGAAAAGUGCUGACAAGUCAACUGCAGGCAUGCAGAGAAGCUAGUCAGCACAGGACACUAGAACAAACACAGAGUUUACCUCUACCAGCAUCAUCUUGUACAAGUCCUUCACGGAACCACAUCAGAAACACCAAAAAAAUGGAGGAGAGAAAAGCUGAUCUCACGAGUCUAGAAGGUUAUGGCACCGCAGUAGCACCAAAGUACCCUGAGAAAGGCAAAGGUUGGGGUAAAACAUCUCAUUCUCUUGAUGCAUCUGAAGAAAAUGACGGCUGGUCUAGUGCUGAAGAUCCUCUGAAUUCAUCAGAUGCGGAGGAAGAAGGAGGAGGAGGGGGAGGCGAGAUGAAGCUGACUCCUGGUAAAUACACAGUUGUGACUGAUUAUGAGAAAGGAGUUUCUGAAGAAUUUACAGUGAAAAGUGGAGAACUAGUUCAACUGAUUCGUGAAGGGGAGGAUGGACUUUGGUAUGUAAAGAACCUGAGCACUGGUAAAGAAGGUUGGAUCCCAGCAAACAAUCUGCUGAUGCUCAUCGGCAAUUCAAAAUCAGCUCAAUCUUUAAGCAGCUCUGAAUCGGGCACUGCCUCCAGUGCUUUGAGCACAUCAUCAAGUUGCAGUGAUAGCUGCAAUGCCAGCAGCACCAGCUUCUCCGACAUAAAGGGCUAA